AAUGUUACCCCCAUAUCGCCAUGUUGGUUUAGAGAAAUGAACACCCAGAUACGAUUCGAGACUUUAAACACAGAAAACUUUAAAAUUUCUCCAAGUAAAUGAGUAAGAAUAAUUGAAGGUAACAAAGAAAGCUGAAUAAUUAAGAUGAGCGGUCUAGAAGAGCGUAAAGCAAAGCGAAGGAGGCACAAGGGAAGUUCUGUUGUCAAGACUUCAAACCAGACAUGUCAAAGUUUUCCUGGGUCACUAGGCUUUGAUUUGUCAAACCCAGCGCCGACGGAGAUAUUAUCGCCAAGCCUUGAUUCCGAGACCAUGCAGAAAUUAGAGAAGCUAAUGGAUGCUAAGGAUGACUGUGAUCUUCCUCAACUACUGCCACUCUCCAGGGGACCUAACCCAUACCUAGAUAAGGAAAGGUGCCUCCUUUGUGGCUGUGAGAGAAAUGAAGCACCUGAUUUACUUUCUGUGGGAGAUUUAGGAAACUCACAAAAGAGCAUGGAAAAUGCUUUGUCUCAGUUACCUUUGUGGGUUUGUCUGGAAUGCAGGAAGGCCACCGAGCAAGGCAUGGACAGAAAAGUAGAUGUCACAUCCUUUAUGGAUGCGGACUUGCAACCAGAGCCAUCUCCUUUGCCAUUCUUGGAUCCUGGGUUAGAUUCCGAGCCAUCCACACCCAAUGGCACAGUGUGUAACUGUGAGGCGUGCACAGAAAGACGACAAAUUGAGACAGAACAUGACAGAGAAACUCAGGAACUUCAAAACUGUUGGACAGAGUUACGGAAACUUGUACGGAUGUUGUAUGGAAGGCGGGAAGGGGAUUUGUAUGAGGAAGAUACCAAUGUACCUGAUGAUGAGUCAGCCCAAGACUCAGUUCACAGAUUGUGUACAAGGGAUCCCCAUCAACUCUUCCUUCGAUUGGAGUCCCAAGUCAGAGAAUUUGUGAUAGAAAUGAAAGUAAAACUGCUGAAGCAACUCAAUUCGGGUUAUAAAUCCCCACCUGAGGCCAAGUCUUUCAUCCAACUUUUGCUAGAUGAAUACGAGCAUCUUUGUGUGGUUUCAAGGAAAAUGGGCAAAAUUUUAGAAAAAUUAAAAACAGAUCACCUGUCCAAAUUUAAUGUGACUUGGGAACUGCACAACAAGCACCUGUUUCAAUCCAUAGCUUACACAGAGCCUUCCAUUCAGAGCAGUCUUCAUCUUAUUAUUUCACAGCUAAGACUUGGUGCUGCUUCCAAGGAAUCGUAUCAUGAGGAUACAUAUCCCAACCUUUUACAUCGUUAUCUGAAGUUUGACGAUGAAAUGUCUGUGAUUUCUGUGGUGUGGAGGGACAGCCAUCAGCUGAUUGAGCAGUAUAAUGAAGAACAGGCAACACUAAAGUUAAAACAGAAAAUGCUCAAAGAAGACUGGGAGUUUUUCAAGGCACAAAGAAAGAUCUUGGAGGAACAGGUGGCUAAAAGCACUGCCUCACCGGUGACUCAUAGCUUUGAAGCUCAAUUUACUGAGACAAUGAGGAUGAUGCUACAAGGUGCCAAGCCCAAUGCUGAAGAAUGCCACUGUCCACGUUGUAACAGGAAAAGGUGUCCUUGUGAUGAAUGCACAAUAACGCACAUGAUCACAUGUGGGAUCAUAAAUCCAGAGGCAUUGGAGGCCAGUAAUCCAGGGGGACACCCCACCUUCCUCCACGACCCCAAUCGUUAUCGAAUAGAUGUAAGCCCUCCGUCCAUGUCCAGUACAACAUCCAGCAGUGGCUCAUCUAGUCCCCUCAUCCACGAGAGACUCACUCUGCCUUUUGAUGAAUCGGCAAUUAUUCGGGAGAUUGUGGUGGACAAUGAGAAUAACAAGUCUAACGAUGGUGAAAAUGGACAUAAUGGAGGGUUUAGUGAUGGGAAUACGAAUAUAUACGAUGAUGAGGAAGAUGAAGAAGAGGAUGAUGAAGAGGAGGAGGAGGAGGAAGAUGAUGAUGAAGACAAGAUAGCAGAACAGAUGGCAGAUAUGGACAUUUGUGAUGAUGAAGAGGAGGAAGAUGAUGAUGAUGAACUUGAUAACUAUGACAUUGAAUAUGAUGAAGAGGAUGAUGUCCAAGGAUCACGGGAAAAUUCCCAGGAAAAAUCUUUGAAGGGCAUUCAGGAGAGAAUCUCUCCCUCAAUGCGUCUGGAAGAUGAUGAUGAAGAAGAGGAGGAAGAAGAUGAAGAUGACGAUGAUGAAGCACUUGAUGAUCUCAUUAGCUCAGAGAAAUGUGAUUGUUUUCACUGUAAAAGGCAGGCCCAGAAUGAACAAAAGACAAAACAAGAGGAGAAUUCUUGUAAGUGUUAUGCGUGUCUUCGGGAGCAAGGAAACACUGUAUCAACUUCAUUACCUCAGUCCAUUGCUGCAGAAAGUUCUCGCCCCGCUGAGCUCCAUUUGUAUCCCCACAUCCAUGGGUCUCCCAGCCUCCAUGGACUGCCCAAUCAUUCUCCUCUUCUGCCUACUCAGUUGUAUGACCUCCAUAUGCCACUUCGUCAGCCAAAGUCUUUACUGCAGACAUCAGGGAAAGUUCUGCCCAAGCUUGACUUUGAUUCCCCAGAGGGAAUCCACGAGCAUAUGUAUCAUGCUUAUGGAGAGUGGGAUAACACAUACGAUGCUCGCAUUCCUUUUCCCAAGUACAGCGGUAUCAGCACAGACCUCCUUCCUCCUCCUCCUCUUACAACUAAUUUUUCAACUGCAAACUUUCUGAAUGAACCGUUUUCAGUGGCAACUCAAAUGGGAAUGGAGACAGUGUCCACCACUACCAUACCAACUAGUGCUUUCAAAUCUUCAGUAAGUCACCAUGUGUCACUCUCUACACCCCAGGCAGUGGCAAAUAUCUCAAACGUCAGCCAUGACCAUAGCACUCUAAUGGUUAGUCACAAUGACUUACCUGCAAGUAGUAUGACCCCACCUUGCACAAGGCCAGUCACAUUGGGAGGCAACAUCUCACAGAAACAGGCAGGGGUUCCCACAAAUGGUGUGCCUUCAGUAGCAGACCACAAACAGCAUUCUCAACACUGUAAAAGGCAUAACUCAACCCUACUGGGAAAGAACAAUGCCAACUGCCAGUCGCACAAUAAUAACAAUCCGAACACAGUGAAGGUUACUCAGGAGUUGUUCUCAGCAGCUAGGAAUAUCCGAGAGAAUGCCAAAGAGGGCAUGCAGAUGAUUCGCCAGUUUGCCAACAGUCUGAAUGCCAACAGUAAUACCCAUUCUUGUAACCACGGUAACAGGAAUGCUUCCAACCAUGUGCAUCAGCCGACGCCGGACCACAACCACUGUCCGAAUGGCGUGUCCAUGCCAACAACUGUCAACAAUGUCAGUGUUGGGACAUCGACGGUGUGUAUGGAACCAAACUGUAACAAUCACUGUGGCGAUGACAACUGUGAUAGUGUAGACGACAGCUGCUCAGAGCAGAGUUCCUCUACAUCCACAUCCAACCAAAAGGAGGGCAAAUACUGUGAUUGCUGUUAUUGUGAAUUCUUUGGUCAUGGAAAUCCUCCUGUAGCACCAACAAGUAAGAAUUAUGAGGAGAUGAGGAAUAGACUUCGGUUAAGAUUAAAGAGAAAGCAACAAAGUGAAAAAAAGCAAGACCCUCACUAUCAGAAUUGUAUAAUGGCAAAUUCCAACCACAACAAUAAUUCACCUGCUCGCCCAGUCAAGGUUGUUCAAGUGCAAGAAUGUCCAAAGGAAGACCCAGUGGCUGGAAAGGGGCUAGAUGAACUGCUCAAUUUCAUCAAUGGUACUGAAAAUAAGGAUCAAGCCCCAGAAAAAUCUUCCAAGGCUCUGAAAAGGGCAAGACAAAAGCAACGUAAAGCUGAGGAAAAAGCUAGGAUGGAAGCCGAAAGAAUCAAAAAGGAGCAAGAGGAAGCAGAGAAAGAGAGACAAAGACUUGCUAUGAUUGAGUUAGAGGAGAGAGAGAAGGCAACCCAGAAGAAAAAGAAGAAGAAGAAAAAGAAGGGAUCAGAUGGUACCAGCAGUGUAGACUCUGAUCUGAAACUUGUUAGGGAACCACCAGCUGGUAAAGAAGAUGACAUCGACUUAGCUCAAAGAGAAAAGAGUAAAUCCAGUGCCAAGAAAUCAGCUUCCAAUACUUCCCAACCAGUAGGCAAGGUUAAAGACACUUCAAAUAAUGCCAUCUCUCCUAGGAAUACUGAGAAAACUGCCUCUGUCCCUGUAUCAAAUACUCCAAAAUCUACCAAGGAGAAGAAUGACAAGUCUAGUCUGCCUGAUAAUGUCAGAAAACAAGCCGACAAUAAAAGGAUUCCAGUUAUGAAUGGCAAUGAUAAAAAUGCUAACCAUAAAUCUAAGACUGUGAUAGAGGAAGUAUUGGAGCAGAAUGCGAAAAAAAUGAAGAAGUCUGUUGUCAAUCAUGGUAACAUUUCACAACUUGUCUCUGUUGCCACUCAGCCAGCGAAGUCAGCAGUAAGAACAACAAUAGCCCAGCCAGUCCAGCAACAUGUAAAAGCACAAAAACAACAAAAUCAACACUGUCAUGAGGAAUUGCCCAAAUCAGUAUCUGUCAGUAAGCAGACAACCCAGUCUCAAAAGCAGAGUGUCCCUCAGUCGCCACAACCAAACAGACAGCCAGUGCCCUCAGCUCGUCAUCAUCAGAUCUCAGAAGGGGUCAAAAUGAUGCAGCAUCCACCAGACUUGCAUCCACCUUUCUCAAAAAUUUCAAAACUCUCCAAACUGACACCGGAGGAGAUCAGCAAACAGCAGACGCUAGCGGCUCAACUCAUUGCCAAGCAGCAGCAACAACAGCCCUUACCCCAGAAGCAUGUUCCAAGACAAAAUGGGGUGCCAGCAGGCUCUUCCCACCAUGUUCCAGCCAGUACACAACAGAACCACAUUAUAAGGCCGUGUGUGGUACAGAAUGGGAAGACCGGCUUUCCCCAUGGAAUGAAUGGUUUGAUGUUCAGACAGCCCCCGCCUCCACCAGUCUUCUCCUCCCAGCCCCCAACGUCACUCCUACCCAAAUCACAGCCGGACAGCAAGAAGAACAAUGCCGUCAAGCUGGAGGACUCCCCACCAGACCAGGGUAAAAGUGGAAAAAACAAGAAAAAGAACAAGAAGAACAGGAAUAGUGAAGACUUGAGUGUCAUUGAUGAAAUAUUUAUGCCCAAGGCUGAUGGGGAGAUAGAUAAUGGAGAGAUGGAUGAAGUAGAAAAAGAGCUGGAGGAAUUCAAAAGAUUCUGUUUGAACAACACACCAGUGAAGAGAGAAAAGUUGCAGGUGAACAUGAAUCUGAAGGAUAUCUUUGCAAAGAAGAAGUCUGGAUUGGGAUGCAGCUAAACACCAGAAUAUGCAUCAUGUCUGGCCGAUUAAAUGUGUAGAUCAUUUGUUGUAAAUGAAAUAUGGAUCAAAUUUCUUAACAGGUUUAUAUUGAAAUUGUACUAAGUACGGUAAUUGACUGUUAGAACUUUUAAAACUGAUAAGAACAUUAUUGGUUAAAAUGGAGCUACUUGCAAUGGUAUUGCUUGACACUAUAAAGUUUUUUUAGAAUAAAUUCAAGUAAUACUGUUGGCAAGGGUUAAAUUUGAUCAGACAUUGUUUUAAUGACACAAGAUUUAAAAACAAUUCUCUACAUGUACAAAUAGAAUGAACAGAAUGAACUGCAUUGGAAUGUCAGAUUAUCCAGAAGAGGCAAACUAUGCCCCUCUAUCAAAUUUUAUAUCUUAAGGUGAUCUUCACAUUUUAUUUGCACUUGUUAAAUGCAAUGUCAUAUUUCUUCUGAAAUAUACUUCCAUGUCAGCCUGUAUGGCUUUUAGUGAUUGUUGAAUGUUUUCCUUUCUGUUGAAGGCAUUGUUUUUAUUUAUUUCUCCGUUUUAUUGGCUACUGUUAAUACCAGACUAUGCAAAGUACCUGCUGCUCUGUAAAUGUCAAUCACUUUUUUCUGUCAACUGUUUUUUAACAAUGCAUUGUUAAUGUGAAAUUGUAAAUUGAAUCAAUUUAUGAAUAUGUAUACUUUGCAUUGUGCAUCAGUAUUUGAUUUGAUGGAAUUAAUUUACGAGGCAUUUAGAGGCAGAUCUUUGGUGUCAGACGUUGAUCUAUACUGCUGUAUGUAUAUUAAUGGUGUGCGAGUGUGAUAGAUUUGUUUUUGUGCAUGAAAGACGUUGUUUGAGUUGACAUGUAGAUACAAGAGUUAAUAAUAUAUACUCCCUGCUAUACUGUACUGGAAUCCAGGAAGACUGGCUCAGUCUAACAGAAAAUUCACUAAGGGCUGAGGACAUUUUGGGCUUUGUUGCAUGUUGGCCUAAUCUUUUGAAGUUAAGUUGCCAUGUACAUCCAAUAAAUGAAAUGGACACUUUAAA
Molecule: messenger RNA, 6308 nt
Organism: Magallana angulata
Lineage: Eukaryota; Metazoa; Mollusca; Bivalvia; Ostreida; Ostreidae
Product: protein FAM193A-like
Exons: 19
Coding region: 145-5289 (1714 amino acids)
Source: RefSeq, a predicted model, not a curated record